Messenger RNA from Arachis duranensis, 591 nucleotides. RefSeq lists its product as uncharacterized. Lineage: Eukaryota; Viridiplantae; Streptophyta; Magnoliopsida; Fabales; Fabaceae. Gene Ontology annotation, molecular function: RNA-DNA hybrid ribonuclease activity; nucleic acid binding. The transcript has a single exon. The coding region runs from base 1 to 591 and encodes 196 amino acids. The record is from RefSeq and is a predicted model, not a curated record.
AUGAAGCGAAUCCUUCAGAAGACGGAUAUUGCGGGUAGAAUGGUUCAAUGGGCAAUAGAGCUGUCCGAGUUCGAUUUAAAGUAUGAAACUCGGACGACAAUCAAAGCCCAAUGCCUCACCGACUUCAUGGCAGAAUAUGCAGGGGAUCAAGAGGAAGCGUCUACUACAUGGGAGCUAUAUGUAGAUAGAUCCUCAAACAAAAUCGGAAGCGGUGCAGGCAUAAUAUUAGUCAACCAAGAGGGAACUCAAAUAGAAGUCUCCCUCAAAUUUGAAUUCCCAACUUCUAACAAUCAGGCAGAAUAUGAAGCCUUGAUUGAAGAGUUAAAGCUGGCAGAGGAAGUCGGCGCAACGAGAGUAGUUGUGCUCAGCGACUCCCAGGUAGUAACCUCACAAAUCAAUGGAGAGUACCAGGCCAAAGAUCCCAACAUGAAGAGAUACUUAGAAAAAACUUUGGAGCAUCUUAGGCGCUUUGCAGAAACCGAGGUCAAGCAUAUAACUCGGGAUCUCAACAGCAGAGCAAAAGCCCUCUCUAAGCUAGCAAGUACCAAACUUGGGGAGAACAAUAGAAGCCUAAUCCCAGAAACUCUCUAA